Molecule: messenger RNA, 3668 nt
Organism: Amphibalanus amphitrite
Lineage: Eukaryota; Metazoa; Arthropoda; Thecostraca; Balanomorpha; Balanidae
Product: protein ecdysoneless homolog
Exons: 11
Coding region: 816-2267 (483 amino acids)
Cellular component (GO): nucleus
Source: RefSeq, a predicted model, not a curated record
UGUGUGGCCUUGCACGGUUUACAUUGAUAUUGAUGUUUAUUAUUUGCGUUCUGAAUUGAUUGGGCAGUGCUUUAUUUUGAUUGCUUUUUUCGUGUGAUAUCGUUGCAUUUUGGGAAGUCGAUUUGGAACUUUGGGAGCAAUGGCGACUGCAUCGCGUUCUACCGUGUCGGCCUGGAAACGUGACGUCGAUGACAAUACUGUGGAAUAUUUCAUUUUUCCUGAACUUUCCUCCUGUUCGACCAGGGCUGAGGCUCAUGAGCGACUGAAAGACUUCAAAGAUAAAUGCAUGAGUACUGUGCAGAGUGAUCUUGAGGCAUACAUCUGGCAGAAUGAGCCAUUUGCCCUUCAUGUUCCUCCUGAAUCUGGCUUCCAGCUGGUGCCUAGUGGCAAAGCUUGCUCAAGUGCAGAAAGUGGAAAAGAUGUGCUUCCUCCAUUCCUGUGGGGUCGGACCUGCUACGCAGACUGUGUGGACGACGAGUGGUUCAUAGUGUACCUGGUGACCCGGCUGACGAGGGAGUUUCCCGGCGCUGUGGGCAGGUCUCUCCUCGCGGCCCUGCCUGGGCUCAAGUCCGCGGGUAUGAGGGCUCGACAUCCCCCCAUCCUUCGACGCCCCGCUCGGGACGUCGAGGAAACUCCUCAGCAGGUGACGGCUACUGGACACGGACGGCGAAUUUCUUUUGAUUGAGGCGGCAGAUCAUGUUCCUGACAGCUACGACCCAGAGACGGCAGAACGAAGGGUGUUUCUUCACGAAGGUGCCGUGCACCUCCUGCCUCUCAACUUUCCCGACGAGACUUCUGACGGCUUACCAGUUACCAUGGCAGCAGUGGACGCCGUACGCGACGCUAGCGCCGCCACACGGGCGGACGACAAACUACAGAGUUGCAUCCAACAAAAGAUCGACGGAUACCCAGGCAAGAUCACGGAGUCCCAUCACCGUGCCACGGUUCGUACUCCAGCAGCCGCCGCGGCUCUCCUGGCAGCCUGUCCCCAGCUGCUCCCGGCCGCCGUGCAGGCGUUCUACCUUCGCGACCCCAUCGACCUCCGCGCCUGCCGCGCCAUGCGCUUCUUCCCUCCGGAGACGUGUGUCAACGCGAGUGUCGUCUUCACGAAGACGCUGUACGCGCAGUUGGUGCACCAGCAGUUCCGGCCCGAUGUGAGGACGGGGUGGCAGCUGCCGGCGCCAGCUGCGGCCGAGUUUCGCGCGGCCGAUGUCGGCAUGAAGCUGGCGUGUGGACUAGAGAUCCUGGCGUCUCGCGCCGGCUCUCAGUCUCAUGCCGCCGAGGCCGAUCCCACACUGGAUGAGCUGCGGGACGACGUACGCUGGCAGAGAUACCUCAGCUCUCUGCACCAGAAACGCUACUUUGGGGAUCUUCUGGAGGGUUCGAAGGAUCACUCAGCCCUCAUGGAGAAAGCACGUCAGUAUUAUAUUGGGCAUAUGCUAAAGGAAGACAGACAUUCGGCGCCUGGAGAUGUGGUCAAAAAACUACUCGGGACAGUCAAGGUGGAUCACGCCCAGUGGAAGAAACGCGAAGCUCAGCUUCCUCCGCCCGACGAUGACUCCUGGCUGGAGGUGUCAGCCGACCAGCUGGAGCAGCUGCUGCAGCAGCAGUUUGAUCUCCAGCAUCAGCCGCCGCAGCAGGUGGCCGCCGAACUCCAGGAGUUUCUCAGCCAGCUCUCCGGGCUGGAGGGAGUCGAGAGCGACUCCGCUCCGGCCAGCAGGAAGAGCUCGCGCGCCCGCAAGCCGAGUCGCAAGCUCUCCGCCGCCGUGAUGCGCAAGAUCUCCACUCUGAGUCAGGCCUCCACGGCCUCCGGCAUGUCCACACUCAGCCAGAAGAUCGACUUUAACGCCGACAGCUUCACCGACGUCGUGCGCGGAAUGCUGGACCUUGGCCUGGACGACGACGACUGGAGUGACGACGACUCCUCCGGCAUGUCCUCGUAUGGCGACGAGGAUGAGUCAGCCGAGCUGCAGGACAUGCUGAAGGGCUCGGCAGCCGGAGGAGAUAUGAAGGAGAUCAUGGCGCAGAUGGAUGACGAGCUGCGUGAUUCGACGCUGGCUGAGAGCUUCGUGCGGGCGACCAAGGCUGUGCGGAAAGAGUCGGGAGCUUCGGAUGCCAGCCUGGACGACGUCGAGUCCUUCCAACCGGUGGACAUUGACGUCAACACCGUACAGAACCUGCUGCAGUCCCUGCAGGGCCAGACCGCUUCGGCCGGCCCCGCCCAGACACUGCUGGACAACAUCACCAAGGACAAGCAGAAGCAGUAGUCGCCUGGCGGAGCAGGAGCCUCCUCGACUUCACCCAGUAGCUGAAGAUGAGGGCGAGGAGUGUAUGGUUAGACCACCGCGGCUUUAGCUAGCUUGGCUUUGUCCUGUGGUGGUUAGACCACCCAACCAACCUACGACAACAGAGUAUGUCCAUAUCAUUGGAGUGAUACGCACAAACUAAGCGCACUCCAAGUCGUCCUGUGACUGAUCUUCGUUAGGGCAUCGCCCUGACCUGAGACGUCCUUACACGACCUGACCUGACCUGCUACGAUCUGCCAUUGACCUGACAUCCUCUGACUUGCCCCUGACCUUCCUAUGUCCUUACCUUACCCCGACCUUACCUUGACCUGACCUGACUCGCUGUCAGGAACGGUCUGCUGCCCCAAUCCGAAGAAUCGCCGUCCUUGUCCGGGAGUCGUUGUUUCUCUGCUGCCUCGUGUCGAUUUGGCCGCGCGUGUGAGAGGUUUUCACGGUUGUUCGUUCACCCAGUCAUCAUUCACCCGGCCCGCGGAACGCUCGUCGCCUCCGCAGCGCCAUCUUUGUCUUGCCUUGCUGAUGGGAGUAUGCGAGUGAGAGAGGGUGAGAGCGAGCGAGAGCGCGAGGGAGAGUGAGAGAUUUGGCGUCACUCAGUCGCCCGCACGCUGUACAUAGAUUUCGUCGCGAGCCAGUAUUGUGAGGUAUGCGGAGGGUUCGGAGGAGAUUGUAUACAUGUAUACAUAUAUUUGUGAUAAUUGAUACGAUGACAGGCACCGCACACACUCGCAGGCUCGCACUCGCACCUAGCUGAGGCGGACGCUGCUUGUGUCCGGCCUGUUCCGUUUGUACAUAUACGCUUAGGUGGCUCACUGUAAGCUGGGACAAUUGCGGACUGGUGCCGCGGUUGAACCAGAGAGGUUUCGGAAUCGUGCUGAUGUUAUUUUUUCUUCCUGGAUUGGAAUUCUCACUUCUCAGCAGCACUGAAAGGUAUCCGCUGGACCGGUCUUGAGUUUUUACUUUUUUACGCGAUGUUUGUGCGCGCUGAUGUUGCGUAUCGUUGUAAAUGCGUUGGCGAUGGGGCGACCACAGCAAGAGGACGGUGGUCGCCCUCGGGGUUUGGCGCAUGCGCAGAUUGUUGAUGCGGGAUCUUGCGUGGUGGGAACGGGCAUUUGCUUGUUGAUUUAUGACUUUGUGUGUGCCGCCGGCGAGUUGUCGCAAAUGGCAUGUGGUGAGAAGGGACGCUACCGGAUGGACGAGUCCUUUCCUUGCCGAGGGUCCUCCCUCGGCGAGGUUCUGGACGAGUCCAUUCCCUGACAAAGGGGAGGCAGUUGGGAGUGUUUCCCUGAUCGAGAAGGCUCCGCUCACUCUGCCUGUGUAGUUUGUAUUAUUUAUUUGUGAUAAUGAAAUAUAUGUAACUGCACAUAA